Messenger RNA from Callorhinchus milii (elephant shark), 2713 nucleotides. RefSeq names its product coiled-coil domain containing 162, pseudogene (gene ccdc162p). NCBI's taxonomy places the organism in Eukaryota, Metazoa, Chordata, Chondrichthyes, Chimaeriformes, Callorhinchidae. Bases 14 to 2482 code for a protein of 822 amino acids. The record is from RefSeq and is a predicted model, not a curated record. The transcript is spliced from 18 exons.
UAAAAGAGAUGUCAUGUUUUUUCAGUUUGAUGUCUCAGUUCGUCAUUCAAUCAGGGAAGCUUUCCUCACCUCUGGGCGAGUGGCUGCUUUUCAAGCUGUAACAGACGGCAUGUACCAUGGGCUACCAGCCAUGAGCAAUGCUGUGUGCAGCAGUAUCUAUGGGCUGCUGCUCCCCCUGCCACAGCCACUGAACCCACACAGUGACAGAGCCAAUGCACUGUUUCCCUGGAGAACCUUUUUAGCAAGAGAAGGACUAUUCCCAGUUAUGAUCAGCAGCCUGCACAACAUUGAGUCCAAUAUGCAGAUGUGCUUGUGUGGCCUGAGUGACCUUGAGCGGAGUAUUGCUAAUGGUGAGCUGCUUGGUGUCUCGUUACUAAUCGAAGAACUUGUCCAGAGUGGUAGGGGCCCCUCCACCUCCAUCGAGAAGGACCAAAGUCUCUGUGAGCAGCCUGUGUCUGACAAUGAGCAGUCUUUACAGAAAGAAUCAGCGACUGCAGAAGAGGAAGGCAGGAAACAAUCUCCAGUUAGCAGCACCAUGCCCUCCCCCAAAACUCUGCCCAAGUCAGGAGAUCUUAUAUCAGCAUACACAGCAUGUAAAUCUUUCCUGGUAUUGUGGAAACAACUUGAGGUAUUCAAGGAGGAAUGGGGCAGGCUGAAGCUUGGUGUAGACAAUAUCAACUCUAUGGACCUUUACAAACAGUUCUGCAGGAUGUACAGAGUGGAAAUAGUUUACCCAACUAUGAAAGCAAUAGGCAGACGGUUUGAUGUUGAAGACGAAUAUGAGAGAUUAUUGAUGGACAAUCAGCCACUGCUUCCACCAAAGGGGGCAUCGGAAGUGGAAAUAAAAACUCUACAGCUUCAUAAAAUACUUGAAAGUAUGGAAUGCCACAUGAUCUAUGAACUUCAGAAGAAAGUUGCAAAGGAGAUGACCCUUGUCAUGUCAGAACGAGCACGGGAGGAUGCAACUCUGCCAACAGAUCUGUGGAAACGGUCAGUCAUGAAGGAAUGUUUUUCAGUGGCCAGACCUCAAAUUGUUGAAAAUUUUGUGCAAAAACUCAUGGAACAUUCCCAAGAGAGCCAUAAAGAGAUCAUUUUCAAUAAAGAUCAUUUAAGAGACUGCCUUACGAAUCUGGAGGGUGAAGUCAUGGCAAGGGAACGCAGUAACUUUGAGACGUAUUCCAUGUGUUAUGAAAAUAUCCUUCGUCAGGAGCAUCAGCUGCUUUACCAAAAGGAACAGGAAACCAAGAGGAUGCAGCACUCUUCAACACCAUCUGGAGGUGCUGACUGCCAAUUAGCAGAUCUCAGUCACGAGAUGAUUAUAGAAAUCACAGCUCUGCGAGCGAAGCUGACCAGCCUGGAGGAAGAAAGUGCACGGCUGAAGAAGGAAAUUAGGAAGGAAAUGAAUCAGGAGUACGAUGCUUUGGUCAGACAUCUAUUUGCAUCCUGCUUUGCACUAAAGGUGAAUCUGGACAAAUACCACAUCAACAUGAACAAAACUGUCUACGAGCUGAUCGGUGACGUGAGAAGGGAGGCAGUGGAAAACAUAAUUACCCUCAAGAAGAAGGUUGGCUCUACAAAAGAAGAUGAUACAUUAAAAGGGAACCUGGCAAGACAAGAGCAGCUGCAGUGUUUGCGGGACGAGAACAGUAGACUGGAACAGCUGGUAUGUAAGCUGAAGAUCAUUAACUGCUGGCGUCAAACUGUAAAACAGGAGCAGUUCCAGAGAUCACGGAGUGCCUUGGAGCAGGAAGUAAUUAAGACCAAGAAGGAUUAUCUGAACAUUAAAAUGUUUGCAGAAGAGGAGGUGAUUUUACUGCGACAGCAACUUGAAGCUGUCAGAAAAGCUCUGGCCAAGUCUCAGGCUGAGUGUCAGAGAGUGAAGGAAGAACUGGAAAAGGAGAAAUGGCUACUGAAGGAGUACCAGCACAGGACCUCUCAGGAUUUACGGAGCCGGCAGCAGCUGGACAACAUGAAGGCAUCCGACAUGGAGCGACUACUGGAAGACAUGACAGAGAAAGAGCAGCAGCUUCGUCUUUUCACCGACCACUUUGAGAGGUCCUCCAAAAUCGAUCAGAUCCAGCACAGUAAAACCAACAAGGAGAUCAAGCAGAUACGCAGCCAGCUAUCUCAUGAGCGCAACUUGAAGCUCGAUGCCUUCCAGCGUCUUGAUGAAUUACAAAGCCAGGUUUAUGACUUUGAGGCUAUUCUACCACAGAAGAGCUGUGCUUCAGGCACUCAGUCCUCAACAAACACAUCACCAUUGAUUUCCAGGAACUAUUAUCAGACCCCUUUGACCGCAGGCCCAAAGACCAACCAUGCGAGUGGACUCAGCAGUCGUUUGGAAGGAAGAAUGCAAAGGCCAAAGACGGUACCAUACAGACUCCGUAGCAAGGCAGUGGAAUUACCUGUACCAGAUCAUGAGGAGCAAAUACCUCAAAGACUUCUCUUGCAGCUGCUGGAGCUCAGAAUGAAUCGGAAAUAGUCAAGACAACCCAAAGAACUUGCAACUGACAAUCUACAAUUGCAUUAGGAAAGCCGUGAGCUGUGAAGAAAUGCACCACAAGAACCAUCCAUAUGCUUUAUUACUAUUUUUGUAGUUUGAUUUUCUUUUAAAAAUCCAAUGCAAUCAGUUUGUGCUUUAAUGUAGUACACCAGGGAGGGGGAAGAAAAGUUUAAAUCAAAUAAAAGGUGACUUUAUAUUUCCUAUUAAAAA